AUGAAGAUUGAGCUUGUGUUCAUACCAUCGCCGGGAAUUGGUCAUCUCAGGUCAACCGUCGAGCUAGCUAAGCAAAUCGUCACCACCGACAAUCGCCUUUCGAUUACCGUAAUCAUUAUACCUCACGCUUCCGGUGGAGACGUCGGUGGCAAUAAUAUCUCAUCUCUCUUCACCACCACCACGUCCCAUGGCGAUCGUCUCCGUUACGUCACCAUCUCCGUCGCUGAUCAAACAACCGCCGAUCGGCAACCGACUCAGAUCUACAUCGGGAAUCAAAAGCCGCAAGUAAGAGAUGCGGUUUCAAAACUCGCCGAUCCAAAAACGCGGCGGCUGGCCGGAUUCGUCAUCGACAUGUUCUGUAUCUCGAUGAUGGAUCUAGCUGACGAGUUCGGAGUUCGGAGUUACAUGUUCUACACGUCGAACGCUGCGUUUCUCGGAAUCACGCUUCAUCUCCAGCUCAUGUACGACGAGAAAAACGAUGAGAUGAUGAGCGAGUUGGAUUUGGGUGAUGACUCGGUCGACGAGUUGGUGUUUCCGUGUUUGACUCGUCCAUAUCCUGUGAAAUGUCUGCCACGUGUCUUCCUUUCGAAGCAGUGGCUACCUUUCUAUCUAGCUCAAGCGAGAAAGUUCAGAGAACUCAAGGGUAUUUUGGUAAAUACAGUUGCUGAGCUGGAGCCUCACGCUUUGAAACUCUUUUCCGAUGAUCUUCUUGUAGAACCAAGAAUUUUUACUAUAAGGCAAACUGACCAAUUCUUAAUAUAA
Molecule: messenger RNA, 762 nt
Organism: Microthlaspi erraticum
Lineage: Eukaryota; Viridiplantae; Streptophyta; Magnoliopsida; Brassicales; Brassicaceae
Source: the annotation of a GenBank genome assembly